AUGGUCGCACCAAGAAAGAAGAAAAUCCAUCAACACGGUUCUUUGUUUUGUGAGGAUCGUUCUGUUUAUAUCCAUGGAAUGAAAUUCCCGAAAAGACUUUUCGUUGGUGGUUUGGCGAAAAAUAUAACAGCAAAAGAAUUAGCUCAGUAUUUCCAACGAUAUGGAACAGUUGUUGAAGCGAAAAUAAUUCUUAACAAAUUUGGGGCUUCAAAGGGAUAUGGUUUUGUCUCCUUCGCCGGGCAAUGCGAUGUCAGCAAUGUAUUGAAACAUGGACAGCUCUUUUUGAAUGGCCAAAAAUUAAAUCUAGGGCCGGCCGUAAGAAAACAGGUGCCAGAUGUGCAAGGGGAACCCGUGCUUAUCUACAGUCCUGCGCGAUCUGGAAAAAGUUUGGGAGAGAAGUCGCCAUCACAUUUACAUUAUAACUGCAAUUUUACCCCGCAGCCUUACCCGCAGCUUGUGUGUUUCUGCAAUUGAUUUGUGAUGAAAGUAAAUUAUUAAAAGAAAAGCGAGUGUGAAAGUUUAGCACAGGCGUGAUUUUCGGAACAUAUUUCUGUGUUUAAAGUAUUCGACUUCUCCUUCGAUGAUUGGUUAUUUUUUUAUAUCUGAUAAUUUUUUUUAUAUCUUUUAUAUUUUUUACGAUUCCAUGUAUAUUUAAAAUGUUUCCGCUUUUGUAUAAGUUUUGUCUUUGUAAAUUUGCUACGCUUUUUUAUAUUUUGUGUAUUGCUCCUUUUUUUCUCCGUCUAAAAAUAUUCUCUUUUUGUACACGAUGGUUUUUACUUCUCGGAAUAAAAAAUCCCUUGGGAAUUUCACGUUUGAGUGGUUUGAAAUAUUGCGGGAUAUAUCAGCAGACUCGAUCUCAAGU
This is a messenger RNA of Hydractinia symbiolongicarpus, 862 nucleotides long. RefSeq names its product deleted in azoospermia protein 4-like. Lineage: Eukaryota; Metazoa; Cnidaria; Hydrozoa; Anthoathecata; Hydractiniidae. Gene Ontology annotation, molecular function: RNA binding. The transcript is spliced from 5 exons. The record is from RefSeq and is a predicted model, not a curated record. Bases 1 to 474 code for a protein of 157 amino acids.